CAAUACCAAACCUCAACCGGUAACUUCAUUCAGAUUGGAACGCGCACGACGAUUUUUUUUUAACUAUAGCAGGGGUCGUUUCCUAACAAAAGAAGUUUACGAAAUGUCAAUACGCUAUGUUCGGUUUAAUAUGAAUGAACUGGUAAAGCUUGCUGCUAAAGCAGUCGGCUAUUCUAAUACACAAUGCGUCCACGUUAAGAGAUUUCUAGACGGAAUGUUUAAUAAGACUUUCCUUUUCACAAUGCAGGACGGUAUAUAGGUUGUUGGUAAAGUCCCAAACCCCAACGCCGGGCGGGUUUACUAUACCACUGCCAGUGAAGUGGCUACUAUGGAUUUUGUCAGUUAAUUUUUUUUUAUUUUGACCCUUUUAUCUCUUCCUAACGCUUGGCAAUGCAGGUCAGAAAUACGCUUGGUAUACCCGUGCCGAAGGUGCUGGCUUGGAGCUCGAAAGCGAAAAAAAACUUAGUUGGCGCCGAAUAUAUUAUAAUGGAGAAAGUUCUAGGGGUAUAG
Molecule: messenger RNA, 510 nt
Organism: Aspergillus pseudonomiae
Lineage: Eukaryota; Fungi; Ascomycota; Eurotiomycetes; Eurotiales; Aspergillaceae
Exons: 1
Coding region: 104-259 (51 amino acids)
Source: RefSeq, a predicted model, not a curated record